CGUUAAUAAAAGUGCAUAUGUUAUCAUACGGUGCAUUCAAAUUAAACCAAAGUAACCUCAGUGCACUUCGAGAUGCAUGAGCGAUUAUUAUUCACUGAGGCCUACGGGAGUGAGAAAGAUAGAUUUUUCGUCAAAUCAAAAGACGAGCAAUCGAUAACUGAACUGUUAUCAGACACAACUAGAACGAAGUCUUUUUAUUCCGGUUUAAUAUCGAUUAUAAAAGAAGUAUUUUUACCUCAAGGAUUUCCUGAUAGCGUUCAUCCCGAUUAUACUUCUUAUCAAAUAUGGGAUACAGUUCAGGCAUUUGCAAGUACCAUAAUGGGAACUCUCACAACACAUUCUAUUAUGCAAGGAGUAGGUGUAGGUGAAGCUGCAGCAACUCCAUUAGCAGCAGCAAUAACAUGGAUAUUAAAAGAUGGAACUGGAAUGGUUGGUCGAAUUAUGUUUGCAUGGUGGAAUGGGACAGAUUUAGAUGGACAAUGUAAAAAAUGGAGACUUUUUGCUGAUAUUCUUAAUGAUUUAGCAAUGGGAUUAGAAUUACUUUUACCUUAUUUUUCCUCUUAUUCUCUUGGAAUAUUAUGUAUUUCUACAGCAAUGAAAUCAAUUGUUGGUGUUGCUGGUGGAGCAACAAGAGCGGCACUUACACAACAUCAGGCAUUACAAAAUAAUUUGGCAGAUGUAUCAGCUAAAGAUGGAAGUCAAGAAACAUGUGUAAAUUUAAUAGCAUCUUUUGUUGGUAUUUUAAUACUUUCAAUCUUUCACAAUGGCCAAUACAUAAUGGAACUCUAUCUCUUCCUCGUGAUAAUACAUCUUUAUGCAAAUUAUUCGGCGGUAAAAGCAUUAUGCUUAAAUUCUUUAAAUGAAGAUCGUUUAGCUUUAAUAGUAAAAAGUUAUAUUUCGAAUGAAGUCAUUCCAAAACCAGAAGAAGUUAACAAAAAGGAAUCAGUAUUAUUAUUAACAAAAUCUACAAUGAACAUAUGUGGAUUUAAUAUAAAAAUAGGUGUCUCUCUUGCAGCUCUUAUAAAAAAAGAUUUAAUUUUAACAAGUGACACUGAGCUUUCAUUGAAACUCUUUUUAGAUAGAAAAUAUUUGAUUUCUAUUGAUGUACAAAAUAAAACUAUUUUUAUAUGCCUUAAAAAAGACGCGCAACCAUAUGAUGUCUUGGAAGCAUAUUUUCAUGCUUGUCUUUGCGGCUUGUUUAUUUGUAUGUCUUUGAAAGUGCCACUUGAUGUUUUCUUAAAACCUGAAGUAAGUGAUUUGUCGUAUCCCUUGAUGCGGCUUUAUGUACUUAAUAAAAAAUAUUCAACUACAAACAAUGGCAUACAAUCAUCAAAAGCCAUAGAGAGUAUUUAUGCUACGAAUUUAUUGAUUUCUAAUGAAUUUAAAGCAUUUAUUAGUGAUCUUGAAAAUAAAGGAUGGAAAACAGAAACUAAUUUGUUACCAGUAGCAGGAUGGAGAUUUUUAUAAAAAAUUAUAAACUGGUAAAAAAAAAACAGCAUGAACAUUGGAAAUUAAAAUAUUGUUGUUCCUUAUUAUUUACCUUGAUAAAAUUUUAUAAUUGUUAAUUAUUUAAGCAAUUUUAUUUGCAUAUCUUGUAACUAUUUGUUGGAAAUGAGAUAAAAUUAUUUAUAAAUA
Apis cerana (Asiatic honeybee) is the source of this 1635-nucleotide messenger RNA. RefSeq names its product RUS family member 1. Lineage: Eukaryota; Metazoa; Arthropoda; Insecta; Hymenoptera; Apidae. The record is from RefSeq and is a predicted model, not a curated record.